AUGGAUAAGCAUGGAUCACUGACAGUCCCCAAAUGUGUCAAGGAAUUUUCAGUGAGGGAGAAACUUGACGAAAUCUUACACAGACAAGGAGAUCAUGCAGACCAUGAAGGAAGAAAUCCAAUAUUAUUGAGACCAAGAAAAAAGAAAUCGAGUAACACUGUUGUGGUAAUGGAAGGAAAUGAGGAGGAGUCUGCUCAACUUGACGAAACAGAUCUUGAAGAAACAAUUUCAUCAGUACUUGGUUCCGAACUUGUUGAGGGCCAAGAGGCCGUCAAUUCAGUACUGGAGGCAGUUCAAGGGAUCUUCGCAGAAGUGGACGUAGCAGGGGUUAUGGAAAAAGCAUUCGAGUUUCUUGGAGAAUUGAUAUCAUCAUGA
Messenger RNA from Melampsora larici-populina 98AG31, 375 nucleotides. RefSeq lists its product as uncharacterized. Lineage: Eukaryota; Fungi; Basidiomycota; Pucciniomycetes; Pucciniales; Melampsoraceae. The transcript is spliced from 4 exons. Bases 1 to 375 code for a protein of 124 amino acids. The record is from RefSeq and is a predicted model, not a curated record.